UCAAACAAAUACUGUUGUCUGCUGCUCCUCCUGCAAGUUCUGAGAAGCUACAGAGUCCCGGUUUCACUUCUUUUUAGGCACAAAAUACGAUGCUCACUCCUCUACAAUUUUGCCCUUGAACCUUGAACUCAUUGGUUCAGAUCAGAUACCACCAGUGCCAAACUCAAAACUUUGUAUUCAGCUAGAGUUUCCGCUAAUCCAAGUACCAUUAUCGGUUUGUUCUUUAAAACUUGUUUCUUCCCUACCUAUCAUUCUGUUUCCUGGAUGCUUGAUGUUUAAUUUUACAUAUAUCUUUUUUUCGUAGCUUUUUUUCUUGUUUACGCUCUGAAUGUUGUUGAUGUUUCAAUCUUGGGCAGUUUAUGAUGCUUGGUUUUGCCUAGUUUUAGAUAAAGUUUCAAUCUUUGGCAGGUUCUGUUUCUGGGUUUUGUUUAGUCUUUGACGAACUUUUAGCUAAAGCUUCAGUCUCGGGCAGUUUAUUUUUCGUGUUUUUAUGGGGUUUAAGUGUAAAGGUUAUUACUUUACUUAAUUUGAAUCUUCUUUUUGAGUUGAAAGAGUUGGGGUUUAAAUUUUUUUUAAUCAAUCUUCUAAGUUAAACCAAAACCCUAGUUGAUUUCUUUAAUCUGAGGACUAGGUGGAUCUUGCCACUAGCAAGGUUUAGGGGAUUUUUCCGAGAAUCCCGGUUUAUCAUCUGGGCGCACUAUUUUAUGAAUUCAAUAUUCAUUUUGUACCCUAUUUUACAAUGUUUUUAUUUGGAUUUUGAGAUUUGUAUUCGUUGUAGUCAGAUCACAUUAGGUCAAAUCAAUAUUGGAUCUUGCAUCAGUUUAGAGUUUGAUCUUUUAAGGAAUGGAAUGUGCCACCAUUACUAUGCUACCCUCAAAACCCCCUUUGAAUAUAUCCGAAAUUGUAUCCAAAUUUGCGAAAGUUUGCAGGUUUAGAUCCAUUGGUGUGUUUUACUCUGAACACUCCAACCACCAAAAUCCAAGCAACAGUAAUGUAUCAAUGAGUGAGGAUGGGAGUGGCAAUAAAAUUGAAGAGACAGAAUGUGGGGGUGUCAAAGUCCAUCCGCAACCGAUUGAAGAUCCUUGCAGAAGUAAUGAAUGCUGUGACAUGGACAUUAUGAAGUUAUUCGAGAUAGUUUCAACAUUGAAAUUAGCUUAUGUUCAGCUUCAAGAAGCUCAUAUUCCCUAUGACCCAGAAAAGAUUAAAGCUGCUGAUGAACUUGUUGUGGCAGAGCUUGAAGCACUUUGCAAGACUAAGCGAAUGUACAAGGAGAAACAACUGACAAAAGUCAAGCUCGAUUCUUCUCGUUCUGAUGUUCUAAAAGCAGAGAUUGAAGUCAAUGAGAAGAUGUUACAGAAAUUGAAGUCACAAGUUAAAGCAAAAGAAUCAGAAAUUUUUUGUUUGCAACAAGAACUGCAAGAUUUGCAUUUGAGGAAUGCGAUUAUGGCUGAGAAGAUUAGACAGCAAAGUCUCAAAACAAAUAAUGUGAGGGUUUUUGAUUUAAAAAUGUUUGAGGAUAGCUUCAAAGCAGCCUCAAAGUCCAUUCAUGAUUUCGCAAAGCCAGUCAUUAGCUUAAUGAAAGCUUCAGGUUGGGAUUUAGACCUUGCUGCAAACUCAAUUGAAGCUGCAGUUGUUUAUUCCAAGAGGUGCCACAAGAAGUAUGCAUUCGAAGCCUACAUCGCACGGAGAAUGUUUCAUCGAAUGUCACUUGAAUCAUAUAAUGUAGAUGAUAUCAUGAAGUUUGAUGAUCCAUUCGAUUAUCUGGUAUAUAAACCAGAUUCAGAUUUUGCGAAAUUCUGCAGAAAGAAGUAUCUUUUAGUAGUUCAUCCUAUGAUGGAAGCUUCAUUUUUUGGUAAUUUGGACCAGAGGAUGUUUGUAUCAAGUGGCAAGAAUCCAAGAACACCAUUUUACCAAAUAUUUGCAAAGAUGUCAAAGUGGAUUUGGAUUUUACAAGGGUUCGCAUCCUCGAUUGAUCCCAAAGCGAAAAUAUUUGUUGUGAAUAAGGGAUGCAAAUUCUCUAAUAUUUCUAUGGAGUCAGUUGAGGAAUUAUCUGAAGGCACAAGCGGGAAUUGUGAAGAACAAACCAGUUACAAAGUUGAGUUUAUGGUAAUGCCUGGGUUCAGAAUUGGAGAUACAUUGUUGAAGUCACAGGUUUAUGUUUCGAGGAUGAAUUAAUCACACAUCGGCUGUACAUGCUUGAUAAUGGAGGCUGGGUAACUUUAUGAAAGCUAAUCAUGUGUUGUAUUUAUAUGUUGCUUAGCUUAAUGUUGUGUGGACCUGCAAUUGAUUUGUUUUCUGAAAUUUUAGUUUGUAGCACGUAGUGCAAGCUAAGAAAUGGUUGUGCUUUCAAGUUGUUCUUAAUAUUAUCUAAAUUUAUAAGCUGCAAAAAUCUUGUCAA
This is a messenger RNA of Mangifera indica (mango), 2398 nucleotides long. RefSeq names its product protein GRAVITROPIC IN THE LIGHT 1. Lineage: Eukaryota; Viridiplantae; Streptophyta; Magnoliopsida; Sapindales; Anacardiaceae. Gene Ontology annotation, biological process: response to red or far red light; negative gravitropism. Bases 844 to 2175 code for a protein of 443 amino acids. The transcript has 2 exons. The record is from RefSeq and is a predicted model, not a curated record.